This is a messenger RNA of Cricetulus griseus (Chinese hamster), 2528 nucleotides long. The record is from RefSeq and is a predicted model, not a curated record. NCBI's taxonomy places the organism in Eukaryota, Metazoa, Chordata, Mammalia, Rodentia, Cricetidae.
AGGCUCUAUAUACCAGAAUCUUGGGGCCCGUCCUGUGCCCGCACAGUUAAGAUCACAUAACUAAUGUUAAGUCCCUUUUGUUAUUUACAACCAUUUCCCCCCAGGGGUCUUCAAGACUUUACUUUGGAUGGAAAUGAGAGCGAGUCUAUCUAGAGUUCUAGCUAGCACCCCAGGGCUCUGAUCCACAGGAAGUGGUCAGUGCUGGUCAGUGCUGCUCUGAGUCACAGCUUCCCUUCCAGGUGCUGGUGAAUCCGGGAAGAGCACCAUUGUCAAGCAGAUGAAGAUUAUCCACCAGGAUGGUUAUUCACUGGAAGAAUGCCUCGAGUUCAUAGCCAUCAUCUAUGGCAACACUCUGCAGUCCAUCCUGGCCAUCGUUCGGGCUAUGACGACGCUCAACAUUCAGUAUGGAGAUUCGGCCCGACAGGAUGAUGCCCGGAAGCUGAUGCACAUGGCGGAUACCAUCGAGGAAGGCACAAUGCCUAAGGAGAUGUCUGACAUCAUUCAGCGCUUGUGGAAAGACUCGGGUAUCCAAGCUUGCUUUGAGCGAGCCUCCGAGUACCAGCUCAACGACUCUGCUGGCUACUAUCUUUCAGACCUAGAGCGCCUGGUGACUCCAGGAUAUGUGCCCACUGAGCAGGACGUGCUGCGUUCUCGUGUCAAAACCACUGGCAUCAUCGAGACGCAGUUCUCUUUCAAGGACCUCAACUUCAGAAUGUUCGAUGUGGGCGGGCAGCGUUCCGAGCGCAAAAAGUGGAUCCACUGCUUCGAAGGUGUGACGUGCAUCAUUUUCAUCGCGGCACUGAGCGCUUACGACAUGGUGCUGGUGGAGGACGACGAAGUGAAUCGGAUGCACGAGAGCCUGCACCUGUUCAACAGCAUCUGCAACCAUCGCUACUUCGCCACCACGUCCAUCGUGCUCUUCCUCAACAAGAAGGACGUUUUCUCCGAGAAGAUCAAAAAGGCACACCUCAGCAUCUGCUUUCCCGAUUACGAUGGACCUAACACUUACGAGGAUGCCGGCAACUACAUCAAAGUGCAGUUCCUCGAGCUUAACAUGCGGCGGGACGUGAAGGAGAUCUAUUCCCACAUGACGUGCGCCACGGACACACAGAACGUCAAGUUUGUCUUUGACGCUGUCACCGACAUUAUCAUCAAGGAGAACCUCAAAGACUGCGGGCUCUUCUGAGGUGGGGACCUAGCUAGCCAGACCUUCCACUGUCUUCCAACGUAAUCUCAGGACCUCAACCCUGCCCCUAGUUCCUCCAGGCGUUCACUGCUCCAGACUGCCCCCCCUGCUGCCCAGGCUUUCAGGCUCCACCCACUACCAGAGGCCCCACCCACUACUCUCAUUUAUUUUGCUGCUCAAGGAUGCUGAGGUUGCGUUCCCUUUUCUCUUCACAGAUACCUGUAUUCAAUUAUGUCCCUUGCUCCGAGACUCAGUAGCCCAGCUGCCCUGUAGUCCCCAAUAACUCCUGUGCCUCAACCUCCGCUCCACUAGCCACACCCAAGCCCCGAGGCUUAAAGUGCAGACCCUCCCCCAAUUCCCCAACCCCGCCCUGCCCUUCAACGCCUGGCUGCACUGGCCUCUUGGACCCACAGCAACUAGCCCCAACUAGGACAAGGCAGGACUUGGGACAGCUGGCGCUCACAGUGACUCAGCAGUGCCCAAGUGACCCGGUCUUCUGACGCCCUUCUGCCACCCCCACCAGCAGCAGCUCACCUGGCAGAUCUCGGUUCAGCAAACAGCCCUCCCUGCCCUCCCCAGCUUUCAUGAAGGGCUUGAGGUAUCCCUCCCUCAAGCAGUCCUGCUGCUUGCCAGCAGGUCAUUCCAGCCUGCUACCUGCAUUUGACAAGCCCAACAUCUGUCCACCCAGUGGUCAGUGACUGUCCCUCCCAGAAGCCCAAGGGAUCCAAAGUCCAAGCUCUGGUCUAAGUAGGCUCACAGAUAAAUUAGUGACUUUGAGGUAGGUACCAGGGAGAGACACAAGCCAAACCCAUCCCCAAGUACCAGUCUCAGGGCAUCUCCCCGUCCCUUUCUCUCUCUGGGUCUUCCCCUCUGUCCUUGGACACUUCUGGACCCCACCUCCUCCACCCACACACAAUACUGAGGGCUGGCUGAUCAAGGUGUGGUGUAUUGAAGGAGAGCACUAUUGACAUCAGCUCUGACCAAUAAUCAAGCUACGCUGAGGGGUGGCUGAGGGCAGAGUCCAACUCUAUCGAUCAACCAUGGGCAAAGAAUAUCCCAUGUGAGGUUCCAGUCGACUCCAUGUGACUCUGCUGUCCCUCCGGAUGUAGGGCCCCUUCCUGGAGAGAGUGAACUGAAAGUCAUGCCUGAGCCAUUAGAGACAAUGUCCCACACCCCCAGCCACUCCUUUCUUCAUCAAGCCGAAAGUCUUUACUUAAGCCUGUGGACCAGAGUCAGUGCUGCUGUUGUGGAGACACAGCGCUUCUGUCCAGCAAGGCUAGGGCGUCAUCUGUACUUUCCCUUGGCUAUGUUCACAGACUUAGCAAUAAACCUUUGCAAAGGG